GAUACAGAAAUAUAUAUCUGUGAUUGUAGCUUCUCUCCUGCAAUAACAAUUUAUUCAUCAAUGCUUAAACGAGCCAAUUUUAAAUAUUUAGCAUUAACUUUGGUGGUACUUUUCUUUUUUCAUUGGGCAUUAAUAACAAAUCGUCCAAAAUCAAGUUAUUCAAAAGCAUGGGUACCAUCAGAACCUGAAGAUCUACCAAGUAUAGUUUUUGGUCCGAAUAAGACGAAUGUUAUCGAAGAACCGGAUAGAGCAAAAGCAUGUUUUGUAGUUUUGAUUCGAAAUAGUGAUUUACAUAGCUUUAGAGCAUCUAUGAGACAACUUGAGGAUAGAUUUAAUCAUAAAUAUAACUAUCCAUAUGUAUUUUUAAACGACGAACCAUUUACGGAAGAAUUCAAGCAAUAUACGAGCGCCUUAACCAAAGCAAAAACCGAAUAUGGUGUAAUUCCGAAAGAACACUGGAGUGUUCCAGAUCAUAUAGAAAUGGAAACUGUAAAUAAAAAUAUGGAAAAAAUGGAUAAAGAUGGUGUCUUGUAUGGUGGUAGUUUAUCUUAUCGUCAUAUGUGCAGAUAUGAAUCCGGGUUUUUUUUCCGACACGAAUUAUUGGAUAAAUAUGAUUAUUAUUGGCGUGUUGAACCUGGGGUUCAAUUUUAUUGUGAUAUUGACUUUGAUCCAUUUUAUCCGGCAACGAUACCUACACUCUGGGAUGCUGUUAAAGAAUUUGCUAUAUUACAUCCAGAAUUAAUUGAAGAAGAUAAUUUAAUGGAAUUUAUAUCAAACGAUAAUGGAAAUUCAUACAAUUUGUGUCACUUUUGGUCAAACUUUGAGAUCGGUGAUUUGAAUUUGUGGAGAAGUGAGGCAUAUAGGAAAUUCUUUGAUUUCCUUGAUAACAAAGGAGGAUUUUUCUACGAACGCUGGGGGGAUGCACCAGUCCACUCAAUAGCCGCUGCACUUUUCUUAAAGAAACAUCAAAUACAUUUUUUCAAUGAAAUUGGAUAUAAGCAUGAACCUUUCAUGCAUUGUCCUCAAGAAGAAGGGCUGCUAUUAAAGUGUCACUGCGAUCCUAAUAAUAAUUUUGAUUUCCAUGGAUACAGUUGUACUGGAAGUAACGAAAUGGAGUUUGCAGGACCUUCAGGAUAA
Messenger RNA from Racocetra persica, 1137 nucleotides. Lineage: Eukaryota; Fungi; Glomeromycota; Glomeromycetes; Diversisporales; Gigasporaceae. The record is from the annotation of a GenBank genome assembly.